Messenger RNA from Plasmodium malariae, 2085 nucleotides. Its product is annotated as conserved Plasmodium protein, unknown function. Lineage: Eukaryota; Apicomplexa; Aconoidasida; Haemosporida; Plasmodiidae. The coding region runs from base 1 to 2085 and encodes 694 amino acids. Gene Ontology annotation, biological process: recombinational repair. The transcript has a single exon. The record is from RefSeq and is a predicted model, not a curated record.
AUGCUUGAUGAAAAUUUGUCAUGUUUGUUAGACGAGAGCGAUGAUGAAUGUGUUAAGAAAAAUAAACUCAAAAAUAAAAAGAAAGAAUUAGAUCCCAUCAGGAAAGACAUAAGAAGUGAAAGCCAUACAAAUUUAUCAAAUUCUGUAUUGAACUUUAACAUUCGUAAUAUAAAGAAUUUGGAUAAUUUUUUUAAAAGCACAAACAGUGAGAAUGCUAAUGUGAAGAAUAGUAAUAACAAUCAGGAUGCAGUAAAUUAUCGUAAUUAUGCAACUUAUCUCCAUUCAAAUGAUAACCCAUCAUUUAGUGAAGAUGAAAAUAACCAGGAAAGGCGUACCAGUGCGAUUAAGUAUGUACAGGACAGACAUCCACAUACUAUAGACUAUGAACUAGUGAGACAUCCGCAUACCAUACGUUAUGAACAAGACAGGCACCCACACACCAUAAGUUAUGAACAGGAGAGGUAUCCGCACACCACAAAUUAUGAACAGGACAGGAAAAAAAGUGUUACAAAUUAUGAACAGGACAGGAAAAAAAGUGUUACAAAUUAUGAACAGGACAGGAAAAAAAGUGUUACAAAUUAUGAACAACCCAGGAAAAAAAGUGCUACAAAUUAUGAACAACCCAGGAAAAAAAGUAUCACAAACCGUGGUCCAAGCGAUAAAAAUCAUGAACAGUUAAGGAAAAACUCAAGCAUUAACAAACUAGGGGUUAAUAAUGAAAAUGCAGGAAAUGGUGAAAUUAGUGAAGGAGUGAGCUAUUCUUAUAACCAUACUCUGUUAAAUAAAAAUGAGGCAAAACAGAACAUUAGAGCAAAAGAGAAAAUUAUUUUGCAUCCUCCUCCUGUAAAAGAUUUAAGUAGUUCGAUUAAAGAAAAAAUUACAAAUAGCUGCAAAUUUAAGAAAAAUCAUAAUGAAAAAAUACAAAAUGAAGGAAAGAAAAGAAAAAAUUUUAUCUGUAAGGAAUAUCUACUCAAAGAGAAGAGUAAAGAAGAUAUGAUGGUUGUUACUACAUGUAAUGAGGGGAAAAAAUUUUCAGAGACAAAUUUUUACAAAGAGUAUUUCAUAACAAAUCGAAUAAAUAAUGAUGAAACAUUGCAAGAAAAACAAAUAUAUAAUAAUAGCAUAAUUACGGACAAAUUUAACAAUUCAAAUAAUUGUAAUAUAUAUAAUGAUAUGGAAAAUGAUGCACCCAUAAUAGCGCAUGAUAUGAAGAAAGAUAAGUGUAUAUCAAAUAUAAAAAAUAAUGAAAAUUUAAAUGUACAGGUAGAUCAUAAUAUAAAUGAAAUAUCUAAUAGGAGUGCUAAUUAUAAUAACCCUAGUACUGAUAAUGAACUUUUAAUUAAAGAAAAAUGUAAAGGUACGAAUAUACCUUUAUUAAAAGGUGAUACAACUGAAUCAACUAUGUUAAGACGAUAUCCUUUAAAAUUAGCAUCAAUAAGAGGAAAUUCCAUAGGCACAAACACUUCUUUAAAUAUUAAUUUACCUUCAUCUAGCACUUGUAUGGAAUCAACAGAAUUGGAACUCAAAAUUAGAAAAAAUAAAAGUCAGAAAAGGAAAGAAUUAAUUUACUAUUUCUCUUUUAUUAAAUAUAAUUCUUGGGUAAAAGCUUUACAAAUAUUAGACUUGCCCCUUGACCCAUUUCACCUGAGUAUAAAUGCACAUAAGUAUAUAGCGGCUAACCACUUUAAUAACAAAUGCACAGCAAAUAACCCCUCUAACCAUAAGUCAUUUCUUUAUAAAUAUAAUAUACACAACAUUUUAAACAAUAAACAGUUUUCUAAUUAUAGAAUUGAGCGAAUGAUAAUUAUUGUUAAAAGCAUAAGAUGUCGAAGUCAUGGGUUCUUCAUCGUAGCUAUGGAUCCCUCAGGUCAUAUGCCUGCUUCUGUACAUAAAGAAGUUGAAAAGGAAUAUAAAAAGUACAUUGAUGUUGGUUCUACUCUAAUACUAAAAGAUGUAACUGUAUUUGAAACGAUAGAUAAUUUUCCUUAUUUAAUAAUAACAUUAAGAAGUCUUGUUAGAGUUAUAAAGGCAGAAGAAACUGAUUAUGCUACCAUGGAAAGAAUAUAUAACCGUAUGUAUCAGUGA